Molecule: messenger RNA, 1885 nt
Organism: Cololabis saira (Pacific saury)
Lineage: Eukaryota; Metazoa; Chordata; Actinopteri; Beloniformes; Belonidae
Gene: tsr3
Product: TSR3 ribosome maturation factor
Exons: 6
Coding region: 98-955 (285 amino acids)
Biological process (GO): maturation of SSU-rRNA
Molecular function (GO): rRNA small subunit aminocarboxypropyltransferase activity
Source: RefSeq, a predicted model, not a curated record
UUUAACUCCUAGAAGUGCGACAUGCUGCCGAAGUGGAUCAUGCUAACUACAGUAAACUAAAACUACAACUACCAACUGGAUCCCGAGUUGUUACAACAUGGGACGAAAGAAACAAGGAAAGUUUGUGCGCCCCGAAAAUAAGGGCAAAGACAAACGUCAUGCCAUGAAGGGGAAAACAUUAGAGGCUUUUACUGAAGAAAUGCAUUCUGCUUUGGAAGCGACUCUUCACCCAGAGGAGGGAGCAGAGGCCCCACAGGUGAAACUGCCUUGCCCCCUUGCCAUGUGGGAGUUGGGCCACUGUGACCCUAAACGUUGCACGGGCAGAAAGUUGGUGAGGAAGGGUUUUGUACGCAACCUACGCCUCAAUCAAAGAUUCAACGGACUCAUCCUGAGUCCAAUGGGCACCAAGUAUGUGACGCCAGCAGACAGAGAGAUUGUGGCUCAAAGUGGGCUAGCAGUAAUCGACUGUUCCUGGGCCAAACUGGAUGAGACGCCCUUUAAUAAAAUGAUAGGAAGUCAUCCCAGGUUACUGCCAUUCCUCGUAGCUGCAAACCCCGUCAACUAUGGCAAACCCUGCAAGUUAUCUUGUGUUGAAGCUUUUGCUGCCACUUUCUGCAUUGUUGGUUUCGAGGAAAUGGCACAGCUGCUGUUGAAGAAAUUUAAGUGGGGGACAGUAUUUUUGGAGCUCAAUAAAGUUCUCCUUGGCCGUUAUGCUGCAUGUCAAUCAGAGGAGGAGAUGCUUUCUGUAGAGAAGGAGUAUAUCACGUCGAAACCAGACGAGGAGGAGUUUGACCCAUUUGAUGUUGACUCUGGAGUGGAAGUUAGGAAUCUCAACAGACGUCAGUGUGUACCUGAAGAUGCUGAUUCAAGUGAGGACACAGAUGCAUCAGAAGAUAAUGAAGAUAAAGCACAAGAUGAAAACGCUGAUGAUGAUGACGAUGAAGAGGGAGACUGAUUCAGACAUGACAUGACAUGACAUGAAAAAUAUUUCUUUCUAUUUUUACUUUGUAAAAUGUACGUGGAAAAAAAAUGAAAUAAUUUGCAAACUGUUUAGACAUAAUUGUUUUAACGGUUUUAACCCCCCCCCCUCCACACACACACACACAAUACUUUUUUUUUUAUGAAAACAGUAAAUAAAUAAAAUUAUUCUGAGAAUUCAGAGAAGGAUGAGGCUUGAAACUGAUGAUAAAUACCAAUGAAUUACAGGCUGUCAGUCUGUUCUGCAUUCUGUUUUUUGGAAAUCACUGAAUGGAUACAUGAUUUAAAGAUGUCUGUGGUUAUGGUUUUUCUGUGCAUCCAAAAAUCCAUGUUAAAAUGAUCCAAAGCAGAAAAACAUGAACAGGAUCCAGCUGUUUCUCUGGGUCUGAGCUGAAAGGAUGUUGACGGAAAGCAGCUUUUCUUUGGUCUGAUGAAAAAUAAAUUGUAUUUAUUUUUUUCUUAAUCACAGAGACCUCUUUUGAUGAGAAGAGGGUCUGUUUGCCUGAUCCACAAUUCUAUAGGUACACAUUAGUAAAUAAAGUAAGGGUUGCUUAUGCACAUUAUGUAAGGUGAUAGAAAACGUAUUGGAGCAACAUAUACCUUCUGCGCAUAAUUUUUCUCGGAACAUCUGGCUUAUUGUAGCAAGACAGUGCUAAAUAGCCCCCAUGUGUAAUAACAGAACUACAUAAAAAAAGAUACUAAGUGCUGAACUGGCCUGCCUGCAGUGCAAAGCUAUAACACUUUGAAAUUGGAUUACAAAACAAAAAGUACAUUUUAGAAGACCACAUACUGUUAAAAUGCUGAAAGAUGAAUAUCAAAUGAAACAAGGGGGAAAAAAAAUUAAAUUCAUGCUACACCAAAAAGUUACCCCAAAUGAAGUGUUGUUAAAAAUAAACUCACAAUUUCA